Molecule: messenger RNA, 2533 nt
Organism: Diachasmimorpha longicaudata
Lineage: Eukaryota; Metazoa; Arthropoda; Insecta; Hymenoptera; Braconidae
Exons: 4
Coding region: 702-2039 (445 amino acids)
Source: RefSeq, a predicted model, not a curated record
AACUCCGGAAGUCGUUUUUUUGUUGUCAAUUAUUGUCGGCUUGUGCUUCAGCGUCAUGGACUUCAAUGAUGGAGUUGAUGAUUAUUUUUGGACGGAUUAUUGUUCGGGGAUUUGGAGGAAAUUGCUGUUACGAUGGAGAGAGGAUGGCGGGAGACUUUGAAGAGCACAAAAACAGCUGGACAUAAUUCAUGAUGGAAUAGUUGGACUUUCAGUUGGUUCUAUUAUUCAUCCAUUGGGUUUUUUUUUAGAAUUCACGUUAUGGAGACCCAUUUUCUUGGAUUUAUGGAACACUCCAGUGGAAUCAUCCAAAAGGUACGUGAACUACGACUGGGACGUCCUGACGAUUGUUAGAGGGACUGUUUGUUGAUGGAAUACCCAGUCGACCCUCGUGUGCCCAUGGAGCCAUCGAAUGAUCACUUCCAUCGGUCAGUUGUUUAAAAGUCGAUCACCAAAGCUUUGGGCCUCUUCCAAAUUAAACAAUAUAAGUGAGGUUAUGUUGUAGUUUAUUUACAGCAUUAACAGUUCUGUUGAUUUUUCCCUGACUGAAACAUCAUAAGCUGUAACGUCCCUCGCUGAUCUGAUUGCAUUCAGUUAUAUCAAUGUCAGGAGCACAGGAUCGAUGACGAAGAUCGAAGGGGAUUCGCAACUGAGGCAAAAUAUUUAACGAAAAAGGAUCUCUGAAGCCCCCACCUCGAGCUAUCAUGGACCCUCCCUUCGAGCGUCAACUCAGGUUGGAUCGUCUCGCAAUGGUCCAGGUGUCAGCGACCCUCUGGAGGAUUCCCUGGGUCGUCCGCAAAAUAAAAGCCUUCUUCAUACGAGACUACGCAUCUGAAUUCAACCUUCCCCAUGUCAAGUACACGAUCGAUUUUCACCAGAAGAAGGCGUGGGGUCUAAUAAUAGUCAGCAUCACCACCAUAAAAGCCUCCUGCAUUCCGGCCUUCCUCAAGCCCCCGGUUAUGUACCUGGUGGAGCAGAUGGGAAUGCGGAUUUUCGAGUGGUUACGUAGUGUCGCAGCAAAACUCCUCAAGUACUCAACGUUCGAGGAUUACCCCAGGAACAUCGAAUACUUCAUCGAUAACAUCGAGUGGACGUCAUUAGGUACAAUCGACAGGAUAAAAGUAUUCAAAAAACGUUACAACAAUCCAGGAAGUCAGAAAAACAUUUUCAUGUGGUACGAGGCAUGCAACUACUGCCUGAAGGACUACGCCAGGAACGUGUGGGCUCAGAUGUCUCCUGAGGCCAGGGAGGAGACAACGGAGAAGGUCACUACAAUGCUCGAUGAUGACUUUUGUCUGAUGGGAUAUUGGCAAUCGAUCAUCGACGUUGUUCCUGAUCUCAGGCAGAAGCUGUUCAACGACAGACAUAGGAGUGUCGUCGCUCGUAUUUGCAAUUCUCGUGAGUCGAUACCUGUUGUUAUGUUUAAGCUGGCGGCGCAUCUGGGGAACGAGCAGGCUGUCAAGUACUUUUGGAAUAUCAUGACGAAGGUGGAGAGAAUGGGCAACGCCCUGCGUGGCUGUGAAAUCAUCCUCAAGAGGAGGUGCAUCUUUCCUUUUUGCGAAGCCACGUUCUGCAAGAAGUGCAGUGAUAUAUUCUGCUUUCUUCUUUGUCAGAUAACUCCUGAGGAGAAUCAGCAGCUGAUUACCCAUGAGUUGAACAAGGGCUACGAUCCGUUCGGCACUUGGAUGCUGCUGCUCAACUGGCCCUGGGAGGAUCUCUUUCUUAUGAUGGUCGACAGGAUGUGGCCAGUAUUGAGUAUAUUCGAUUGUAAAUUUUUUAUUAAUAAGUUUGAAACAACGGUUUUUACGGUGGCUUCUCAUUAUAGUCUUCGGGAGACCAGCAUUUAUCAUAAGGAUGUACUUUACAAAGUUUGUUUGGACAGCCCCAGAAAUUUGAGGCCACAUUUUAUGAGCAGGUACAAACAAUUUAUGGCACUAGAGCCUGACGUCACCAAGACACCUGAACAAUCACACAUUGAAUUGUUGUGCAGGGAGAUCCAGUACAGGAAAUUCAGACUGGAUAUGGAAAACGAGUUUCGUUAAAAUCAUUAGAUCGAGGGAGUUAGGGAAUUUGGGGGAAAUAGUUUGUUGAUCAUUUGGGGGUAAAUUGUUGACGCAUCAACUUGUUCUAACGCCGAUUGUGGACUUGUUGCAGUCGGUAGGAACGUACGACUGUAUUUGUGAGGAUUUUUUUUAUUGAAUCUGAAGAAUUUAUUAUGGGAGAGAGUCGACUUCGGUUUAGUUGAUGGAAUGUUUUGUUCCAUUUUUUUAAGUUAGAAAAUUAUUUUUGCAGUUUUUGCGAUUUUUAGGGACUUCCCGUUGAUGUUCUGGGAUUUUAUAGUUUUGGGGACACGAUGGAUGGAGUUAUUGUGUAUAUUUGCUGUUGUAAAUUGAAUUGUGCGAAUGUAUUUAGGAGAUUUGUGACUUUUGCAGAAAUGAUAAUUAUUUGGAAGUAUUUGGAAGUAUUAGUUUAUGUAAUUAUGAUGACUAACGAUUUUUGUAAUCAAUAAAAGCAGAUUUGGGAGGUGAAUAUAGAA